Messenger RNA from Helobdella robusta, 681 nucleotides. RefSeq lists its product as hypothetical. Gene Ontology annotation, cellular component: cytosolic [4Fe-4S] assembly targeting complex. The record is from RefSeq and is a predicted model, not a curated record. Lineage: Eukaryota; Metazoa; Annelida; Clitellata; Rhynchobdellida; Glossiphoniidae. Gene Ontology annotation, biological process: iron-sulfur cluster assembly. The annotation marks the transcript as partial. The transcript is spliced from 5 exons.
AAGUUUACUGAUCACCACCUCAUUGCACCUGCCUGUCUAAAAGGGUUGGAGUUUUUGUCCAAAUCGGCUGCCAUGAAAAGAGAAACGGUAAUAUACAUAGUUCGAUGUAUCUAUAAGGACUUAACAGUUCAGACCUUGGUACAGAAUGAUAGAUAUCUCGUUUAUAUGAUACUACAGAAUUUUGUGGAACAUCGAUCAUCUGAUCUUGAAGAAAUGAACGACGGUGAAUUCGUACUCGGGUUCACUCAAGCUGUAGACUCCGAACGAGACCCCAGAAAUUUGCUCACCAUCUUCAAAUUAGUGUCACUAAUUGGCCGACGUUUCAAAUUAGGCGUAGUGGCCGAGGAUUUGUUUGAAGUCAUUGCUUGCUACUUCCCCAUCGACUUUAAACCUAAAAUAUCUAGAGAUGAACUGUCGACGAGUUUGAAGACCUGUUUCUCGUCAACAACAGAGUUUGCAGACUACGCGCUACCACUAUUCAUUGAAAAACUCCAAUCCACUAAUUCUCAGUCGAAAAAUGAUUCUCUAGAUUAUUUUACUGACUGUUGUCAAGUGUACCAUCCGGCAAAGAUAUCAAAAUAUUCCAGCGGUUUUUGGGACAGUAUAAAAAGAGAUGUGCGUAAAUUAUUAUUAUUCUUUUUAUUAUUAUUAUUAUCGUUUUUGUUUUAUGAUCAAAUAUGA